AUGGAGAUUGCAUUUACAGGACAUGAAUUGGAAGGUGUGGAGCUACUCCUAGGAGAACGACUUCUUGACUUGGAGUAUGCAGACGACAUUGCCCUCAUCUGUGACAGCUCCCAGGCGUGUCAAGCCGCGCUGGACAAAUUAGCACUGGCUGUCAGUCGCUUCGGGCUUUGCUUUGCACCACCGAAGUGCAAAGCCUUCCUCCAGGAUUGGCAGGGUUCGCUUCCUGUGCUGACCCUUGGUGGGGAUCAGCUAGAAGUCGUUGAGAAAUUCAGUUACCUGGGAAGUUGUAUCAGCGCCCUUGGGAUCGAAGACGAGAUCACGAACCGCAUAGCGAAAGCUCGAAGUGCUUUUGCUAACCUUCGCCACCUAUGGCGACGGCGCGACAUUACUCUCGCCCUGAAGGGUAGAGUGUACAAUGCAGCGGUACGUUCGACCUUAAUUUACGGUUGCGAAACCUGGCCCCUAAGAUCGGCGGACAUGAAGAGGCUACUUACGUUCGACCAUCGGUGCCUUCACAGUUUGGCUCACAUCUGGUGGGAACACCGCGUGAGUAACGAGCGUGUUCGACGCCUUGUUUACGGCCUAGGAAAAGGGAAUGAACCGCUCAGCACCGUCAUUUCACUCACCAGGCUCCGAUGGCUGGGCCACGUGUUGCGCAUGCCAACCCACCGACUCCCUCGACGUGCGUUGUUUGCUCACCGGGGAUGUGGGUGGAAGAAGAGGAGAGGUGGCCAAGCGAUGACUUGGUCCAGAGGAAUGAAGGCCCUCACUUCGGAGCUGGCCUCAGUUGGAGCUUCACGGCUCCCUGGUUGGGGUCCAAAAGACGGUGAACACGUUUGGCUGGAUACACUUGCUGACAUGGCAAGGAGCCGACCUCAGUGGCGUUCCUGCUGCAUUCACUUGAAAAUUUUGCGCGAAGACAGCAAGUACCCUGGAUCUUCGAAGGUGGUUUAUUGGUUGCGUGGUUGUUUUGAUGCAAUUGACCGUCAAUAUUUAUUACUCUAUUUUCUAGAGGCGAAUCAGAUGCCGGUGACCCUAUGCAACCUUAUUCCUCUUGUAAAGUUAUCGAAUCUUACAACUUCAAGAUGCUCUAUUCUACUUCUUCUGUUCUUUUUGAGACCUAAUAUCUUGUCCAGGAGCGAGGAUGAAAGUGUUAAAACUGCAACGCUGAAUCUCUUAAAGACGAUACGUACAGCUGGGGAGAAGCUGAGAUCUUUGCCUCCUAAUAUUUACAUGACGAUGAGAUUGCAGUACCAUGAAAACACUCCUGAAGAUUAUAAGCCACCCGGCUUUCGGGACGCGGAAAACAUAUCGUUUGACUUCGAAGGUAGCCCAGUGAAUAUCCGAAUCGGGAAUGUCCAGACGGUACUGUCCACCAUAAGUAAGCAAGUGCAUUUAGCGAUUUACUCUGACAAAAGUCUGAAGAUGCAUAUGCAGGUCAACAGAUUCUUCCUGAAUACUUUAAAACGCCCCGAUGGGGAUUUAACCAGUCCAGCGGAUACGUCUCAGCACUUAGUUGAGAUGACCACACAGGGCCUGACCACCCAGGCUGAGAAGCAAAAUGAAGAUGAAGAGUUGGCCUCCUGCAUACAGAAGCAAACAUUGCAAUCGGAUGACAACGAGGAUGAAAUAUAUGACGUGAGGUGCCCAUGUGGUGUUCAUAAAGAUGAUGGCGUAAUGAUAGUGUGCGACGGCUGUGGAAUGUGGCAACAUGCGGUUUGUUUCCGAAUACUAGAAGAGUCUGAUGUACCAACUUCUCACAUUUGUGAACACUGCAGCGAAUCUCGAUGA
Dicrocoelium dendriticum is the source of this 1791-nucleotide messenger RNA. The record is from the annotation of a GenBank genome assembly. Lineage: Eukaryota; Metazoa; Platyhelminthes; Trematoda; Plagiorchiida; Dicrocoeliidae.